CAGGUGAACGCCUCUGGACGCACGGACGGGCCUGCUUGGAAGCUGCGACGAACGACACCGACUGCAUCAUCGCCGCAGCUGCACGCAUCCCAACCCCAUCACCCCGCCACAAUGAAACUGUCCUGGGGCCUCGUCGCCUCCUCGCUGUACUGCGCCGCUGCAGCAGCGAAGCACGGCCAUGUCUUCACCUUCGACGGCACCAAGAACCACGCCGCCCCAGCGUCAUCGCCCAUCGACCCUGAAACAGCUCGACUGAUCCUCGCCCAGCGCCUUGGUCUCUCGCGAUUCCACUCGAUCAAAGACGCCGAUGCCCAGGCGAUCAAGGACAUCAACACGCAUGGAGGGAGACAGCAGAAGCUGUUUGGUGAGGACGCGGAUGCAUCACGGGCCCGAUUGCUCGUAUGGCUAGAGGAUGCCGAGGAGAGUCUUGUUGCCAAACUGCGCGAUGUUUCCACGACAUCCUUCGACAUCUCAACCCCCCCGCCUUCGGCAGACAAUGACCGCCUUAUCGAGGACUUUGCAACACAGGCCGAGUCCCUGCCAAAGCACGCUGAUCCUCAGGCGAAGACAUACUCAGCAGGCAUCGAUGCUGAUUCCGCGUUGUCUGCACUGAAGAGGACUACGCUCCACAACGAGUACUUGACCAUCUUCCGCGCCAACAAGAACGACGACAUCGAAAGCAACAUUCUUCAGUACACUCUUCCUGGCCUCGCUGAGCGCGGUCUUGACAUUACUGUUGUCACUAUGCCAUCUUCUUCUGGCAACUCGAAGCGCCGUGUUGUCUCCCCCUACGGCAACUAUGGCAUGCCCUCCGUCGACGCGCGUGGCAACCGUCAGAAUUCCGAGGCGCUCCUCUCUUUCACACCCGAGCCAUCCACCUCGCCCAAGGCCGACUAUUCAGAUCUUGAGGACUUCCCCGUUUUCACCUCAGCAAAGAAGAGCAACGGUACUGUUCACGGCAUCUUGCCACCCUUCUUCAACACCCUCGCCUCUUGCGAGAAAACAACGCUAAAUUGCUCUGGCCACGGUGAGUGCAAGUUGCUGCACAAGGCCCAGGGUAAGACUCAGCAGGACCGAUACGGCUGUGCUUGCUCGCCCACCAUCAUUGGUGAGGGCAAGAGCCGAAAGGUUACCGACUGGGCUGGCCCUGCAUGCCAGAAGAAGGACAUCUCGAUCCCCUUCUGGCUGUUCGUUGGUACCGGUGUUAUGCUGGCUUUCCUGAUUUCGACCAUCAUCGGUAUGAUGUACUCAAUUGGUAGCGAAGAGCUGCCGAGCGUUAUCGGUGCCGGUGUCAGUGGACCAGUCAGGAAGUAGAGGAAGUUGCAAUGGUGAGGAGGUGAAGAGGUGUUGGGAGAUGAAGAAGAGCAGAGGAACUGUAUAUCUGGUGCUAGGCACCGCCAUUUUAUUAGACAGCGAGACGAGCUUGUACGAUGAGAUUGGCUGAGUUUGGGUCAAUAUGGGAACGGCGUUGUAGCACUGCAAUUCACCACAUGAACACUAAG
Molecule: messenger RNA, 1502 nt
Organism: Boeremia exigua
Lineage: Eukaryota; Fungi; Ascomycota; Dothideomycetes; Pleosporales; Didymellaceae
Exons: 2
Coding region: 112-1314 (400 amino acids)
Cellular component (GO): endoplasmic reticulum
Source: RefSeq, a predicted model, not a curated record